Ictalurus punctatus (channel catfish) is the source of this 5093-nucleotide messenger RNA. RefSeq names its product phosphorylase kinase, alpha 1b (muscle) (gene phka1b). Gene Ontology annotation, cellular component: phosphorylase kinase complex. Gene Ontology annotation, molecular function: calmodulin binding. The record is from RefSeq and is a predicted model, not a curated record. Gene Ontology annotation, biological process: glycogen metabolic process. The coding region runs from base 1458 to 4979 and encodes 1173 amino acids. Lineage: Eukaryota; Metazoa; Chordata; Actinopteri; Siluriformes; Ictaluridae. The transcript has 32 exons.
GAGCACCUACAUUUUAACUGUCAUCAAGAAAUCCAGAUUCUAUGAACAUGCAAACUGAAAUCAGUCCCAACUCUGCAGCCACACACCCACUUUACCUAGUAAAUAAGUGUAAGGUUUCAUAUACUCUCCUGCAAGCUGGACUAUAGCUGAAUAAAUGGAACCUAAUUUAUUUUCUGAUGCAGUAACCGUCCUGCCACAUGUUUGAAUCUACUGCAUGUCCUACUGCAUGUACUGCAUGAAGCUGAUUCUCAGCUUCAGCUGGUUUUGUAAAGUCUUCCAAAACCUUUUCUGUGUAAUACAUGUUCUAAAUAGAACACAGAAAAAUCCUACAUUUACCCUCAUAACUAAUAUAAAUAUGCAAAUUAGAAACACGCCAACCCAAUAUAAUGCAAUAACACUUACCUGUCACAGGUUCAAUACUAUAUCAGAUUUCUUUCCUUUUUCUGCACACCCAAGUUUACAAAUAUUUAAUAAGCAAAAAGCAUUUUAUAUAAAUGUUUUUGUUUGUUUUUUGCUCCGUCAAACAAAAUAGUUCCCAGAGAACUGGAUAGAGUGUUGCGUGUUGCCAUGCAACAACAGACUGACUGACUGACAGCCCAUAGUAAGUGUAUUAAUGUACUAUAUCUCAAUUUGCCUACUUAUACAAUGCACUAAAAGUAUGUCCUCUUUUUGUGAAGAAAAAGUACAUACUUUUUGAGUGUGUAGCAAAAGAGUAAGUAAGUACCAGGACAUAAAAUGCUGUUGCCUAGUUAUGCACACUGUCACCGUAAACAAACUCCUUGUUGAAUUUCAGCUUUUCUUCAUUCAAUAUUCCUUAUAUAAUUUAUACUAUAUAGUUUGAUUUAAAAUGACCUUUAUUAAUUUUUUGACAUCUUAUUUACACCUCUCUAAAAUGCGUUAAAAAGCAAACAAAACUCCUCCUCCCUGGCUCAAAGAGUUGUGGGAAAUAUGAGCUGAAAAAGUGUCCACAGAUCAACACAGAAAAUGUACAGGAAAUAGUAGACCAUCCGGGUACCUUUGGGAUACUCAUUUCAACAUACUACGAUUUGGGACACACUAAUUCUAACCUUGGAUACUAUUUAGGAUGGAUAAUUCGAAUUGGGAUGCAGCAAUGGUUUCUUGUCCAAUCAAAUUAGUGGAACAAAACUGUUGUAUAAUGGAAAAUAUCACAUAUAAGCCUAUUAAUUUUACAGUAUAGAAAUGGCCUUAUGUUCUGAUUUGCCCCACUCAUAUUCAAAACAUUCAUCUGUGUAAAACAGAAACUUUGAAAAUAUUUGAUUUUUCUGAUUUCCUCAGCCAGGAAUGGAGUGUAACAGAUAGCCCUACAGAGGAGUGGCUUGUCCCCCCUCUCUGAGACGUUGACAUUUGGUUCUGUUACAUGCCUGGUUAAUGAUAGCGUAACAUUAGGUGCUGCGAAGCCCAUUAGACUGAACAUUAGCAAGACUGAGGAGGUAAACAUGAUGAGAAGUCGCAGCAAUUCAGGAGUCAAGCUUGACAAUUAUGCACGAAUGGUCCAUAAAACAAUCCUCUUUCACCAGGAUCCGGUAACAGGGUUACUACCAGGAAGUGCUGAUCUCCCACAUGCCUGGGUCCGAGACAACGUGUACAGCAUCCUGUCUGUGUGGGGUCUGAGUCUGGCCUAUAGGAAGAAUGCUGACCGUGAUGAGGACAAGGCUAAAGCCUAUGAGCUGGAGCAGACUGUAGUAAAGCUUAUGCGAAGCUUGCUGCAGUGUCUGAUGAGGCAGCUGGACAAAGUGGAGAAGUUCAAGUACAGCAAGAGCACCACAGACUGCCUGCAUGCCAAGUAUCACACAGGAACGUGUGCUACUGUGGUCGGUGAUCAGGAGUGGGGUCAUUUACAGGUAGACGCUACCUCCAUCUUUCUGCUGUUCCUGGCUCAAAUGACAGCUUCAGGGCUACACAUUGUGUACACACGCGAUGAGGUCGAUGUUGUCCAGAAUCUUAUCUUCUACAUUGAAACAGCAUACAAAGUAGCAGAUUUUGGAAUGUGGGAACGAGGAGACAAGACAAAUCAAGGAAUCCCUGAAAUCAAUGCAAGCUCUAUUGGAAUGGCGAAGGCAGCCCUGGAGGCCUUGGACGGAUUAAACCUUUUUGGUGCCAAAGGUGGCCCAGAGUCUGUUGUUCACGCUUUGGCUGAUGACAUACAGCGCUGCCAAUCAAUCCUCAGCUCCAUGCUGCCUAGAGCCUCCACGUCUAAAGAGGUGGAUGCUGGAGUUCUUUCCAUCAUCUCCUACCCAGCAUUUGCAGUUGAGGACACUGACAUUAUUAACAUUACUAAGGAGGAGAUCAUCUCAAGACUGCAGGGCAGAUAUGGAUGCUGUCGUUUUCUCAGAGAUGGCCACAAAACCCCCAAAGAGGAUCCUAAUCGUUUAUACUAUGAGUCAUCAGAGCUGAAGCUCUUUGAGAAUAUUGAGUGUGAAUGGCCAUUGUUUUGGAUUUACCUCAUCCUAGAUGGAAUUUUUAUCAACAGUCAUGAGCAGGUACAAGAGUAUCGAGAUGCCUUAGAUGGCAUUCUGAUCAAAGGAAAAGAUGGACUGCGUCUCGUUCCUGAGCUUUACAGUGUUCCUCCGGAUAAGGUGGAUGAAGAAUAUGUCAAUCCCCACACUGUGGAACGAGUGCCAGUGGGCAAUUGUCCAUUGAAAUGGGCCCAGUCUUUGUACAUAUUGGGUAACCUGUUGGCAGAGGGUUUCUUAGCACCUGGAGAGAUAGAUCCCCUCAACAGACGUUUGGCCACCAUACCCAAGCCUGAUGUUGUGGUACAGGUGUCAAUUUUGGCAGAGACAGACGAAAUUAAACAACUUCUGCAGAACCAGGGCAUCGAUUCGGAAACGCAGGACGACAUUCAUCCGAUUAGAGUUCAACCCUCUAGAGUUCUUAGUCACAUCUAUGCCAGACUUGGACGUAAUCAAAGACUAGGUCUGACUGGGAGGCCAUAUCGCAGUAUUGGUGUGCUGGGGACAUCCAAAUUCUACAUCAUACGCAACACUAUCUUUUCCUUUACUCCUCAAUUCAUAGAUCCCCAACAGUUUUACCUGGCCCUGGAUAACAAGAUGAUUGUGGAAAUGCUCCGUAUUGAUUUCUCCUAUCUCUGUUCCCGUUGGAGGAUGACUGGCAGGCCUACUGUCACUUUCCCAGUAUCUCAGGGCAUGCUUACUGAUGACGGCAAAGAAAUUGAUCCUGCUGUACUGGCUACUUUGAAAAAGCUACAAGAUGGCUACUAUGGUGGGGCAAUAGUGAAAACUGGGAAACUGGCCUCAUUUCUGGACACAUCCUGUUGCGCUCACCUCACAUUUAUGGAUUGUGAGGUGGACGACUUGGCAGUGUAUCUCGAUCAGCUACUUGCCUUUCCCCAGCAGAGUCCCAUCAGUGCCACUAAAGGAGGACUCAGCCGCUUCAAAGCUGUGGCGAAUAAAACUCGAGAGAUGGUGUCUCUGGUGAACAAAGCCAAAGUACUGAACAUACAUAAUGCGUGUCUGUAUCUCCCUACGAAACUGUUUCGUGACCCACCACCAAUCCUCCACCUUACAAAUAAAGAAACCCAGGUCCCUCAGCCAGAAGUUCCUCCUUCAGUGAGUCUACCCAGAGACGUGAAUGGUGGAAUUGAUUAUCUAGCCCUUGUGCAGAUGCUGAAACAAAGCCAAAACCUACAAGAUCAGGCUGAUAUCCUGUACAUCUUUUAUAAGGACAAAGGUAUGGACUGGGAUACGAACCUGCACGGGAAAGGCUGGACAGUAAAGCGACUCCUGAGUGACUUGUAUGAGAAGGCAGGUAGCCUGAGACACUGGGGACUUAUCCGAAUGGCCUGUGGCAUGCUCCACAGGAAAGUGGAAGAACUGGAUGAGGCUUGUACAGAUUUGCUUGCUCACCAGAAGCACCUGACAGUGGGUCUUCCUCCUGAACCACGAGAGAAAACCAUAUCAGCCCCCAUGCCCCCAGACAAGCUGGCCAGACUUAUUGAUGAGGCCAGUGAGGACAACCUCACAACUGCAAUCCUCACUCAGGAGAUCAUGGUGUACCUGGCUAUGAGCAUUCGAACGCAGCCAAAACUUUUCAGUGAAAUGUUCCGCCUUCGCAUCGGCCUCAUUAUUCAGGUCAUGGCCACUGAACUGGCACAAUCUCUCAACUGCUCUGGUGAGGAGGCUACUGAAAGCCUGAUGAACCUGAGCCCAUUUGAGCUGAAGAACCUCCUCCUCCAGAUCCUCAGUGGCAAAGAGUUUAGAGUGCAGAGAAGCAUGCGCUCAACUGGAACCGGUGUAAGUCCAGCCAUUUCUAUCCAAGACAAGAGUAAAUCCGGUUCUGCAAAAGGUCAAUUAAAAAGCAGCACUCAGCUCAAGUGUGAUGUCAAACCGCCUUUAUCAGUGCAUUCCUUGGAUAUUGACAACAUUGAGUCAGGGAGGUAUAGACUUCCUUCCAUUGAGUCAUUUCAAGGUUCUUUGGGAGGCCAAUGGCUUCGGCGUCGCCGUUUAGAUGGAGCUCUCAACAGAGUACCUGUUGGUUUCUACCAAAAGGUCUGGAAGAUCCUACAAAAGUGUCAUGGACUCUCCAUUGAAGGAUGCGUCCUUCCAUCAUCAACCACAAAAGAGAUGACUCCCGGUGAGAUAAAGUUUGCUGUACACGUGGAGACCGUGCUGAACCGUGUCCCACAGCCUGAGUACAGACAGCUGCUGGUGGAGACGAUCCUGGUCCUGACCAUGCUGGCUGAAGUAGAUAUCCAUAGCAUAGGAAGCAUCAUUCAUGUGGAAAAGAUUGUGCAAAUGGCCAGCGACAUGUUCUAUAAAGAUCAGAAAGACCUGGGAGCAGAUGAUACUCUCCUGGAAAAAGAUCAGUCCAACGGUAUCUGUAGGUUACUUUAUGACAGCGCUCCCAGUGGCCGUUUUGGAAGCAUGACCUACAUGUGUAAAGCUGUAGCUGCUUAUGUUGAUGAAUUCCUGCCAACUGGGUCCUGCUCGCUUCAGUGACACACUCAGCUUGAGAUUUUGUUUAUGGCUAAAAAUGUGAGUGGCCAAGACUGGCAUGAAAAUUAUCAACAAAAUAAAGUUACAAUCUGGCUGCAAAACAGCCAAAUUACUUUG